Messenger RNA from Rhipicephalus microplus (southern cattle tick), 3013 nucleotides. RefSeq names its product coatomer subunit beta' (gene beta'COP). Gene Ontology annotation, cellular component: COPI vesicle coat. Gene Ontology annotation, biological process: endoplasmic reticulum to Golgi vesicle-mediated transport; intra-Golgi vesicle-mediated transport; intracellular protein transport. Gene Ontology annotation, molecular function: protein binding; structural molecule activity. The record is from RefSeq and is a predicted model, not a curated record. NCBI's taxonomy places the organism in Eukaryota, Metazoa, Arthropoda, Arachnida, Ixodida, Ixodidae.
GGAAGUCUAGGCCACAUCAGGCAUCCGCCGAAGCAGCUUUCGGUGCCACGUAACACCAAAGGGAGAAGACGUACGGUUUUUGACGUUUCUAAGUUGUUUGUCUAAAGCCGCGUCCAAGAUGCCUCUCAAGUUAGACGUCAAGAGAAAGCUUUUGGCUAGGUCUGAUCGCGUAAAAUGCGUCGACCUGCACCCAACCGAGCCAUGGAUGCUAGCCAGCCUCUACAACGGUAAUGUUCAUGUUUGGAACUGCGAAAGCCAGCAGCUUGUCAAAACUUUUGAAGUCUGUGACCUACCAGUUAGAGCUGCGAAGUUUGUUCCUCGAAAAAACUGGGCCAUCACUGGCUCUGAUGAUAUGCAAGUACGAGUGUUCAACUACAAUACUUUGGAACGGGUGCACAUGUUCGAGGCUCAUUCCGACUACAUCCGUUCCAUCGUCGUCCACCCAACCCAGCCCUUCAUUCUAACGUCUAGUGACGAUAUGCUAAUUAAGCUUUGGAACUGGGAGAAACAAUGGGCGUGCACUCAGGUGUUCGAAGGUCACACCCAUUACGUCAUGCAAAUUGUCAUCAACCCGAAGGAUAACAACACUUUUGCAAGCGCAUCUUUGGACCGAACAGUCAAAGUGUGGCAGCUCGGCUCCGUGACGCCCAAUUUCACCCUCGAAGGGCACGAAAAAGGCGUGAACUGCGUGGACUACUACCGCGGAGGUGACAAACCGUACCUCAUCUCGGGGGCCGACGACCGCCUUGUCAAGAUCUGGGACUACCAGAAUAAGACAUGUGUGCAAACUCUCGAGGGUCAUGCACAGAAUAUCACCGCUGUGUGCUUUCACCCUGAACUUCCCAUCAUUAUGUCCGGCUCUGAAGAUGGAACAGUGCGCAUUUGGCAUGCCAACACCUACCGGCUUGAGAGCACACUCAACUACGGCUUGGAGCGUGUGUGGACCAUCUGCUCUCUUCAAGGCUCGAACAAUAUGUCACUGGGUUAUGACGAAGGAAGCAUCAUCAUCAAGCUGGGACGGGAAGAGCCUGCCAUGUCCAUGGACAAUUCGGGCAAGAUAAUUUGGGCUAAGCACUCAGAGAUUCAGCAGGCUAACCUGAAAGCCAUGGCAGACACAGAGAUCAAGGAUGGAGAAAGACUACCCUUACAGGUCAAGGACAUGGGCAGCUGUGAGAUUUACCCGCAGACCAUCUCACACAACCCGAAUGGCCGCUUUGUUGUUGUGUGCGGUGAUGGCGAAUACAUAAUCUAUACAGCUAUGGCACUGCGCAACAAAAGUUUUGGAUCUGCCCAAGAGUUUGUCUGGGCACUAGACUCUUCUGAAUAUGCUGUGAGAGAGAAUGGAUCCACUGUAAAAAUUUUCAAGAACUUCAAGGAACGCAAAGCCUUCAAGCCAGAGUUUGGUGCAGAGGGCAUUUUCGGUGGCUUUAUGUUGGGUGUCAAAUCAGUAAGUGGACUUGCAUUCUAUGACUGGGAGUCAUUAGAACUUGUUCGUCGCAUUGACAUUCAACCAAAGCAUGUGUACUGGUCUGAGAACGGUGAGCUUGUAAGUAUUGCCACUGAAGAUUCCUUCUAUGUUUUAAAGUAUGACCAGGACGCUGUUACCAAGGCCCAUGAAGCAAAAGAAGGAGUAACAGAAGAUGGUAUUGAAGAAGCCUUUGAUGUUCUUGGUGAAGUACAAGAAUCUGUGAAGACAGGUCUGUGGGUAGGCGACUGCUUCAUCUACACAAACAGUGUGAACCGGCUCAACUAUUAUGUAGGUGGUGAGAUAGUUACUAUAGCCCACCUGGACCGCACAAUGUAUGUGCUUGGUUAUAUAGCAAAAGAAAGUCGCCUUUUCUUAGGUGACAAGGAGCUCAAUGUGGUUUCCUACUCUUUGCUGUUGUCUGUCCUGGAGUACCAAACAGCAGUCAUGCGUAGAGAUUUCGAAACUGCUGACAAGGUCCUUCCCACAAUUCCAAAGGAACAAAGGACUCGGGUAGCUCAUUUUUUGGAGAAACAAGGCUUCAAGGCACAGGCACUGGCUGUUUCCACUGACCCUGAGCACAGGUUUGAGUUGUGCUUGCAGCUAGGCGAUACUAAGACUGCUCACCAGCUAGCAGUAGAAGCUCAAAGUGAGCAAAAAUGGAAACAGCUUGCUGAACUGGCCCUUGCACAUGGUGACUUUGCUCUUGCCCAAGAAUGUUUGCACAAUGCCAUGGAUUUUGCUGGCCUGCUUCUCUUGGCUACAUCUGCAAGCAACGCAGACAUGAUUUCAAAGCUAGCGACCAGUGCCGAGGCUGUUGGCAAGAACAAUGUUGCAUUCCUUGCAAAGUUCUUAUUGGGCGAUGCAGAAAAAGCAUUUGAGGUUCUCUUGGCCACAAAACGGUAUCCAGAAGCUGCCUUUUUUGCAAAAUGCUAUGUUCCUAGCCAAACAUCACGUGCUGUGAAACUGUGGAAAGAAGAGCUUGCUAAAGUCAGUGAGAAAUCUGCUCAGGCUCUGGCAGAUCCUGAGGACUACGAAAACCUUUUCCCAGGGCUUCAGGAUUCCAUAAAGGCUGAAGAGUUUUUGAAGCAGCAGCAUCUUUCUGGCAGAAAGCCUGCUACUGAAUUUCCAAAUAUAGUGCCCCAUCAAGACCGGAAUCCCAUAGAAGAGAUGAAAGCAGCUCAAGUGGCUGGUACAUUUGUGUACACUGUGCCUGCUGCUGGAGAAGCUAGUCCAGUGCAACCUGUCAUGUGCCCUGGAAAGCCGCCACUGGGAAGUGCUGCUGCCAAUGUAGAUGUGGACGAGCAGGGCGGCCACAAUGAAGAAUAUGUGGACUUAUACCAACUGGAAAAAGAGCUGGAGCGUGAUAUUGAGAACUUGGCACUUGAUGAAAAUGUGGAUUAUAAACUGCAGGAAGACCUCCUCAGCGAUGACUGAGCACCGCCAUACACACUUCUCUGCUACUGUCCUGUGUUUGUAUUAACCUUUUGGCAUGGUCAUGUAAAUUUACUCUUCAAGUGUUAUUUCAAUAAAUGUACUGAUAAUGGA